Ylistrum balloti is the source of this 2116-nucleotide messenger RNA. RefSeq names its product ring canal kelch homolog. The transcript is spliced from 10 exons. The coding region runs from base 37 to 1860 and encodes 607 amino acids. The record is from RefSeq and is a predicted model, not a curated record. NCBI's taxonomy places the organism in Eukaryota, Metazoa, Mollusca, Bivalvia, Pectinida, Pectinidae. Gene Ontology annotation, molecular function: protein binding.
CCGGCGGAGAGCUCCAGCGGAACAUGGACGUCAACAAUGGCGAAACGGAAAAGUGAUGAUUUCCUUACAAAAGCCACAGACGAGGAUACAAGAGUUACCCUGAAAAAUGCUGGGGUGAAACUCCUGAAAGGAUUCUAUGAACUUUGGAAAAACCAGGAGUUGUGUGAUGUCAUUAUAAAGACCAAUGGAGAGUCAAUACCAGCACACAGGGCAGUUCUUGUCAUUUCUUGUGACUAUUUCCGAGCCAUGUUCUCUAUCGGGUUUGAAGAAUCUCAACAACAGAUAGCUGAGAUCAACCUUGAUGAUGUAAGACCAGAGGCUGUUAGAGCUGUGUUAUCAUACAUGUAUACAGGAUGUCUCACAGUGACUAAGGACACAAUUCAGGACCUGGUUGUGUUGACCGACCUGUUACAGCUGGCUGACCUAAAACUGCAGUGCUGUCAGUGUAUGGGGAGGGAGAUAAGUGCUAGCAACUGUUUAGGUGUUUGGGAAUUCUCUGAGAAGUUUAGCUGCGAUGACCUGGAAGCUAGCUCACUAGCGAUGGUGAAGCAGAGAUUUCCAGUGAUCUGUCAGAUGGAUGAAUUCUUGGCACUGUCAUACAACAGGCUUUUAAAGAUAUUGAAAUUUGAAGAUUUAUAUCUAGGUUGUGAUGGGGAGGGGACUGUACUGAAGGCUGUAUUCAGAUGGUUUGAACACUGUCCUGAGGAGAGGAUUGGUCACAUUUCUGAUGUCAUCAAACUCGUGAGAUUGAAGAGUGUGGACAAGGAAAUUAUUGAUCAGCUGAUGAAAUGUACAAUCUCAGAAAAAUAUCCAGAAUUACGACAGAUGAUAGAGACUCAGCUGGUGGCUGAUGGUCCUGACAAUGUGCGAGAAGCCAUCCGAUUCCUUUAUGUCAUGGGUGGAUACACACAGUCUCGGACAGGUCCUUUAUGUCCACGUACCAAACGAGUGGAGAGGUUUAACUUAAAUUCACAACACUGGCAGACUGUUGCAGACCUCCCUAUAUUGGCGUCAGGAAUUCAUGCCUUUGAGAUUCAUGGUCGUCUUAUCUGUACAGCAUUUGAACUGAUCCAUUUUAGAAGUCAGGAACAAGACAUUGAACGGGAAGUUAAGCUUGAGGGCAUUUAUGAGUAUGAUGUUCUUCAGGACAGAUGGAAGGAUGCCACAGAUUAUUUCAGUCCAGAAACCAUUCAAUGUCUUCACAAUUGCCUUAUGAAAUCAGGGUCAAUUGCAGUUUGCCCCAAGACUAAUAAAAUUUACACUGUGACUGACACAGAUGUAAACUGUAUAUCUGUUGACUUAGAUGAUGGGGAUAUAUUCUGUAAAAAUAUAGAGAAAAUGCCAAAUAUUCAGACAUUUGCAGAGGAAGGUCAUUCUUGUCAUGUGGCUGUGGUACAUGAUGAGGUUUUGUAUGUGUUUGGCGGAGAGGUUCGUGUGUCGCAGUCUGAAGUCUACUCCACAGCAUCAGGGUACAAGUUUGACUGCACAUACAACACAUGGCUCCCUAUUCAGGAUAUGCUGGAGCCAAGAUCAAAGUGCGAUAUUGUUGAACUUGGUGGUUACAUUUACCUAGUUGGAGGAUUUAACUUAUAUCGACUGAAAUCUGUUGAGAGGUAUGACCCCCGUACUAACCAAUGGUCAAAAGUAGCCAGUAUGGAAGUCGAGAGGAGUCACCUUAAAGCUGUUGUUUACAAGAACAAAAUUUGUGCAAUAGGUGGAAAGUCUUACUCAGCCAGGAAUGGUGGUGGAGCUCGUCGAACUGUCCACACCUCAGAGAUUUAUGACCCAGAAUUGGAUCAGUGGACCAUGCUUCCUACUAUGACCCAAGCUCGGUGUUUACAUGGAGCAGUGGUGUUCUGAUGAAGAUAUGGGACUGGGUAGCUGUACCAUAAACAAGACAUCACAUUUACCGGAACUGUUGUGAUAUAAGUACUUCAUGAUCAUAAGCCACUUUCAAAUUCUUGAAACAUUUAGGGUUACAACGAUACAUUUAGCUUUGAUAUGAUGAACAUUGUGAAAUACACCUUUGGAUUUAAAUAUUUUUGAUACAAUUUGCUGGCUGAGAGUAAUAUUUACUUUUAAUCAUCAUCCAAGGCAACUUUAUAUGUGGUACAGA